This is a messenger RNA of Photinus pyralis (common eastern firefly), 3455 nucleotides long. RefSeq names its product nardilysin-like. Bases 37 to 3345 code for a protein of 1102 amino acids. The transcript has 18 exons. Gene Ontology annotation, biological process: proteolysis. Gene Ontology annotation, molecular function: metalloendopeptidase activity; metal ion binding. The record is from RefSeq and is a predicted model, not a curated record. Lineage: Eukaryota; Metazoa; Arthropoda; Insecta; Coleoptera; Lampyridae.
CCACCCUGUAGAUAAAGAAAAUUCUAGGUUAGGUUCAUGGUUAGGUUGUGGAAAUUAAAUUUGUAUUAUUCCUUAUUUGCUAACUUUAAACGACAGACCCAGACAAUGAGAAAGUCAACUUUCAAAAAGGGAAAGCCUGGAAAGGCUGUCGGUAAACCGAAAGUCUCGCAGACCAAAAUUAAUUUCAAGGUGUUAGAACCGCCUACGAAAAGUGCAAAUGACAAAAAGGAUUAUAAAGUGAUACAGUUGCAAAACGGCUUAACUGCAUGCUUAAUAUCUGACGUGAUGGGAGACGACGAUUCUGAUUCCUCUGACGAUAGCGGCUCAGAAACAGAUGAGACUGUGACUACCGAAUCGGAGGUGGAUAGCGAUUCGUCGGACAGUGAGGCGGGUACCAAAUCAAAAUCUUCGGACAGAGAAACAAAAAUGGCGGGCGCGGCUUUGUGCGUGGGAGUCGGAAGUAUGAGUGAUCCCAGGGAGAUUCCGGGUCUGGCACAUUUCUUAGAGCACAUGGUCUUCAUGGGAAGUGAAAAAUAUCCCGAAGAGAAUGAUUUCGAUUCGUUCAUCAGUAAACACGGUGGUUUCAAUAACGCAUCAACCGAUUAUGAAGUAACAACCUUUCACUUUGAAUGUUUCGAAAAACAUCUGCCAACCGCACUACAUAAGUUGGCACAAUUUUUUAUCUCGCCACUCAUGAAACGAGAUUCGAUGACUCGCGAACGGGAGGCUGUCGAAUCGGAGUUUCAGCUUGCUGUCCCUUCGGAUGAUUUUCGAAAGGAGCAGUUGAUAGUUAGUAUGGCUCAGGAUUCCUCACCAGUCAAUUCGUUUUCGUGGGGCAACCUUAUCACAUUGAAAGACAAUGUAAGCGAUGACCGGUUGUACGAAAUGCUGCAUGAAUUUCGUAAGCGACACUACUCGGCGCAUCGCAUGACUGUUGCGAUACAGGCUAGGUUGCCGAUUGCUACAUUGGAAAAGUUGCUUGUCGAUUGUUUUUCGCCUAUUCCCAACAAUGGGUUACCACCUGACGAUUUUAAAACGUUGAUUGGUGAUACAUUCGAUACUCCCAAAUUUCGUCAGUUGUAUUACGUAAAACCGGUAAAGGAUAUUUGUCAGGUGGACUUAACGUUUUAUUUACCCUCAUUAAUACGUUUGUAUCGUGUUAAACCUCAUGUCUACCUGUCAUGGAUAUUGGGUUAUGAAGGCAAAAAUAGCUUGUAUUCGUACCUGAAGAAGAAGGUCUGGGUACUCUCCUUAAGCGCAGCUAACGAGGAAUCGGGCGCGGAAUAUAAUUCGAUAUAUGCAACAUUUACGAUCAGUUUAGUGCUGACCAGAGAAGGUUUUAGCAAUAUAAAGGAUGUUGUUGAAUCUGUUUUUUCCUACAUAAAUUUAUUAAAAAUUAAUGGACCAAGUGAGAGAAUCUUUAGAGAAAUGCAGUCGAUUGGCGAAACUUCGUUUAGGUUCGAAGAGGAAGAGACCGCUGCUGAUAAUGUUGAAGAUUUAGUCGAGCAUAUGCAAUAUUUUCCUUCGAAAGACUAUUUAACGGGAGAUACUUUGGUAUUUGAUUAUGACCCUGAUGCUAUAACCAUGGUACUAAACAAUUUGGUUCCAACCAAAAUGAAUGUGAUGAUCAGUUCCGCUGAUGUUCCAACGAAUAUUGUAUACGAUCAAAUCGAACCAUGGUUCAAAACUCAAUACAAAGCCAUAGAUAUCCCCUCCGAUUGGUUGGAAUGUUGGAAAAACGCAAAGCCCUUACCAGAAUUCAGCCUACCCGGCCCCAACCCUUUCGUAACGACCGAUUUCUCCAUCUUACCCAAACAGAAAAACUUAUCCAAGUAUCCGGAGAAGGUAUUGGACUCACCCUUGAUUGAAUUAUGGUAUCGGAAGGAUGAUAAAUUUGAACUCCCGUUAGCUUACUACUAUUACUAUUUGAUCUCGCCUUUAGCGUUGAAGUCGGCAGCAAGUACUUGUAUGAUGGAAAUGUACGCAAUUUUGGUGCAAAUGAAUUUUGCAGAAGAAGGAUAUGAUGCCUUGUUAGCCGACUUAGAAUUUGAGAUUAUUGCGGGCGAGAAAGGACUCGCCAUUAAAAUCUCGGGGUACAAUGAAAAAUUAAACUUACUUAUAGAACUGGUGGGAAAGUGCUUGAAAAACGUAUCUCAAACUUUCUCAGAACCCCUGUUCGAUGCCAUAAAGGAAAAGUUGAGGAAAUCGUAUUACAAUGCGAUUAUAAAACCAUCGAAACUAUGCAAAGAUCUUCGUUUAAGUGUUCUGCAACAAAAUUACUUCUCACACGCGGAAAAACAUCGAGCAACAUUCGCUAUUACUUACGACCAAAUGAGGCAGUUCAGUGAUGAUGUGUUGAAAAAUCUUUAUGUUCAAGGACUUGUGCAGGGCAAUGUCACCAGUGCAACCGCUUUAGAUGCAACAAAGUCACUUUUAUGCAGUAUAAAUCCAAGCCCACUAGGCGAAGCUGACCGUCCCAAGAUUAUCAUAAAUGAAUUGCCACUCGGAGAGCACUGCUGCAGAAUUGAAUCGAUCAAUGAAGAUAAUUCGAAUUCGGUCAUUACAAACUACUACCAGUGUGGCAUAUCGCACAUUAAAAACACUGUUAUCCUCGAGUUAAUACUGCUUUUAGUUGAGGAGCCACUGUUUGACACUCUGCGCACAAAGGAACAGCUAGGCUACAAAGUUGACUGCUCACUUCGCGACACUUAUGGCAUUUUAGGAUACACGGUCAGCGUGAGCACCCAAGCGAAUAAGUAUACGACACAGCAUGUCGACGCAAGAAUCGAGAAUUACUUGGAACAGAGUCAAGGUGUCGUGAUGACAUUGUCGGAAAAAAAGUUCCAACGAGCCAAAAAGGACUUAAUUAAGGUUAAGCAGUGUGUCGAUGUCGACUUAGAGGAUGAGAUUGAUAGAAAUUGGGACGAGAUAGUGAAUUGCAAGUACAAGUUUAACAGGCUGUUGUUGGAGAUAAAGGCGAUUGAAAGUUUAAAAAUGCAGGAGGUGAAGAAUUUUUGGAAAACUCAUAAUAUGGGGCAGCAGGGUACGCACAAGAAACUGAGCAUGCAGGUUGUAGGUCACCCACCAAAAGUUGUUCAGGAUGCGACGGAUGAUCCAAAGGAGGUUUCACCUUUGAAAGUUGGGAAAAUUCGAGCGCAUGGUAAAGCACACCAUAGCAAAUCACCUUUAAAUACGUUCAGCGAGGACACCAACUGUGAUACAAGUGCCAGCAAUUUAUCAAUAAAGUACCUACAAGACCUGACUGAAAUUGCUGGAAAUAGAACAGAGUCUUACUUUAUUGAAGACAUUGAAAGUUUUAAAAAAUCUCUAAAACCAUUUCAAUAAUCCAGUUUAUAGUGUAAUUUAAUAUGUUGAAAUAAAUGCGUUUUUGUAACUGAUUCAAAGUGUCUGUAUUUGCAAGGUUUUUUUGUUUAUGAUAUAUAUUAUUUAUUAUC